AUGAGUGGUCUUGAAAUGGAUACAUCCAAUGGAGGGGCGGCGUCUAAUUCGGCUCCUCCUAUGACAGCAAUUGUCUUUACUGUGCUAUGCACUGCAUCCAUAGCCCUUGUAAUUACGGCUGCUGCUUUGUUCUUUGUUGCUCACCAACGAAUGAAAAAGGAUGAAACUCUUGAAUCUAGUAAAGUAGAGAGUGGCUACUUUGGGCGGCGGAUUUCGUUUUCAGACUCUGACAUAGCGAUGUUAAAAGAGUCAAAGGAAUCAUUACCCAUGGUCUCACCCCCGAUGCCGAAAGCAGAAACAGAUAAAAAAGUAAAACCUUCCACUCCUCCGUCAACUGGAAGCGCUACUCCCCAAUCCUCCCAACAUUUUCCUCAGUUAAAUUCACAGCUAUUUGAUAUUUCACCUGAUUCUUUCAAUGUUCCACCGAAGGCUCAUAAAUCUGGUAUUAUUAGUAGGUCUAGAUCAUCAAUAGAUCUUGCACAUAUGAAGGAUAAGGAGAAAGAAUCUGACAAUUACCCUUUCACAGAGGCCACCUUGUAUAACGAUUCACCAGGACCACCAUUAGGAAGUGAACAACACCGCGUUCUCAGGAUCGAUUCGGAACAAUUAGGAGAAAGUCCAUCUAUGACAACGCAUCAUCCUUCCGCUGAUUAUUUACAAGAAAUGCCAUCACCUUUGAGGUAUGAUUAUACAUCACCAGUUCGUUCACCGAGAACCUCUGGAGAUGUUCGUCCACAGUCACGACAAUCGUCAGAGUACAUGACUCAGCCCUCGCAAGAGUUUCCAGAAAGAACAACUCAUAUGGAACCUGAUAUACUUCAUGAAAGUUUACAAGCUAAUUUAGGUGAUCCAUAUCUCGAAUAUACUACUAGGCCAGACAGAUCAGAGAGGUCACGUAGUCGAGGUAGGAGUGUAUCUCCAUUUAGUGACACAGGUACUGGCGAACAUCCAAACCCAAGUGUCUCAAGAUCAUCCGAGUCACCAUCACCACCACCACAAACAGAACGACGUCGGCCUCGACCUGGACAUGGAGGUGCACCAGAAGAUAGUGUCGGUACUCCACUUUCGCCAUCACUUUCGCGUCGUGGCCGCAGUUCUAGGCGUCAACGUCGUGGUGGUGGAGGAAGCGGAACUACCACUUAA
Cetraspora pellucida is the source of this 1143-nucleotide messenger RNA. The record is from the annotation of a GenBank genome assembly. NCBI's taxonomy places the organism in Eukaryota, Fungi, Glomeromycota, Glomeromycetes, Diversisporales, Gigasporaceae.